Messenger RNA from Mobula hypostoma (lesser devil ray), 866 nucleotides. Its product is annotated as vitamin K epoxide reductase complex subunit 1-like protein 1. The record is from RefSeq and is a predicted model, not a curated record. Lineage: Eukaryota; Metazoa; Chordata; Chondrichthyes; Myliobatiformes; Myliobatidae. Gene Ontology annotation, molecular function: vitamin-K-epoxide reductase (warfarin-sensitive) activity. Bases 164 to 673 code for a protein of 169 amino acids. The transcript has 3 exons. Gene Ontology annotation, biological process: vitamin K metabolic process; peptidyl-glutamic acid carboxylation.
GUAUCCAUGUCAAUGGGAUCUCCGGAUGCUUCAUAUGCCAAAACUUAUGGCUAAAAGGGUAAAAACUACACUUCCCAGAAGGUAAGCCCUCACGCUCGCCAAUGGGAUCGCACGUCGGUACUGACGUCGGAGCCUCCGCCCCUCCUUCGCCUGGUUACUAGGGAUGGCAGUGACGGCGCCCAGGUGGGACGGGGCAGUCCGCUGGCUGGUGUGCGGCCUCGGUCUGGUCCUGUCGCUCUACGCCUACCACGUGGAGACGUCAAAGGAGCGGGACGCUGCAUAUCGGGCUAUGUGCGACAUCAGCGACUCCAUCAGCUGCUCUAAAGUCUUCACCUCCCGGUGGGGCCGAGGGUUCGGACUGUUGGGCACAUUCCUCGGCCAGGACAGCAUCCUCAACCAGCCCAACAGUGUGUAUGGCCUCCUGUUCUACUUACUGCAGGUCCUCCUAAGUCUGACCGAGAGUGCAGUGGCUGCUGUGGUCCUUCUGCUCACAUCUCUACUCUCGCUGGCCGGCUCCCUCUACCUGGCCUACAUCCUGGUCUUUGUUCUGCGUGACUUUUGCCUGGUAUGCGUCACCACCUAUGUUCUCAACCUGCUUCUCUUCGCCCUCAACUAUCGUCGGCUGAUCCGCCUGGAUGCCGGCUGGCGGCGGGGCAAGGGCAAAUUGGAGUGAAGGGGCGGGAGGGGAGGGAAUGGGCUUCUGGACCAAAUGUAGUUGCUGGAGCAAUUGCAACAGGGCAGCCAUUCUGAGGGUGAGAGAGGGAGUGGGGUGACAUGGAAUUCCCCAGAACGUACCAGGUAAAUAUCCCCCCCCCCACCCAACCACCACCUCAUCCUUCCCACCCCUGAACUCACUUCUCAUCCCA